Molecule: messenger RNA, 1200 nt
Organism: Macroventuria anomochaeta
Lineage: Eukaryota; Fungi; Ascomycota; Dothideomycetes; Pleosporales; Didymellaceae
Exons: 5
Coding region: 1-1200 (399 amino acids)
Source: RefSeq, a predicted model, not a curated record
AUGGCCGUCGACUACUUCGCAGACCCCCCACCAGGACUGGACCUAAACGAGUCGCGAACUGCUUCCAACAAUGCGGUUGGGAUCCUUCUUCUCGCCUUGUCAGCGAUCUUUGUUGGCUUGCGAUUACUUACGAGACUGAGGUUGAAACGCGAGAGGCUUGGUCUCGAUGACUACCUCAUGUUCCUGGGGUUGGCGUUGAACGCUGGGAAUCUUGCAUGUUGCAUAGCUGGCGGCUUCUUUGGCCUUGGGAAGCACAUUUGGUCACUUGAUGCAUAUCAGAUGCGCCAGAUCACCAUCAUCACAUUUGCCUACGUUUUCAUCUACGCUUGGAGCGUAUGCAUCAUCAAGUUCUCGAUUCUUGCCCUCUACCAUCGCAUCUUCGGGCUGUCGUGGAUGGGCUGGUUCUGUGUUGCAUUGACCACCGGCUAUCUGAUCACUAACCAUGCCGUACUACCGCUGUACACAAAGCCUCUGAACUACUACUGGAACCAGUGGUAUGGUGCCGAAGGUGUUGUUCAGGUGGAUGAAGCGAAGUUCUAUCUUGGGAUUGGCAUAAUCAACCUUUUCGGGGACAUUUGCAUCUUGACAGUCCCCAUCACGAACGUCUUACAGCUGCGACUUGUGAGAACGCAGAAGAUUGCGAUCUCGCUAAUCUUCAUGCUCGGGAGUUUUGUUUGCCUCGCCUCCAUGUACCGCAUCAUUACGAUAGCUCGGUUGGUCAAAACAACAGACGUCAGCUGGGCCAAGAGCGAUGUGUUCAUCUGGUCCUCCGUCGAGCCUUCCAUCGGCAUCAUAUCUGGUUGCCUGCCCACCCUUCGGCCAUUGAUGCUGCAAAUAAUGCAAUCAUGGUUCAACUUCAUACCCUCUGGGCGAUCCUCAAGCGGUAAAGGGUCGCGCUCGAUCAGCCUCAAACCCAUCGAAACGAUCGGCCAGAAGCGCAUGCGCAAGAUCUCGGAGCAAGAUACACUUGGCGGUUCGCAGUUCACGGAGCUCAACAAUGACGGCGACGCGGAUGAAGAAAGGCGAGGGCAUCAUUCGAGAACUUGGAGGCCCGAUGAAGAUGAGAUGUGUCGCACGACCACAACGGUCCAUGCGCGGAAUGACAGCAGAACUGGGACCGAGAGGAGCACGCCAGACGCAAGAGAUGGUGGGAUCAACGUUACAAAAAUGUUCGAGUGGGACGAAGCGAUGCGGAAAUAA